Molecule: messenger RNA, 1286 nt
Organism: Balaenoptera acutorostrata (minke whale)
Lineage: Eukaryota; Metazoa; Chordata; Mammalia; Artiodactyla; Balaenopteridae
Gene: CACNG2
Product: calcium voltage-gated channel auxiliary subunit gamma 2
Exons: 4
Coding region: 268-1239 (323 amino acids)
Biological process (GO): postsynaptic neurotransmitter receptor diffusion trapping; positive regulation of synaptic transmission, glutamatergic; neurotransmitter receptor internalization
Cellular component (GO): AMPA glutamate receptor complex; voltage-gated calcium channel complex; postsynaptic density membrane
Molecular function (GO): channel regulator activity; voltage-gated calcium channel activity
Source: RefSeq, a predicted model, not a curated record
UUUUUUUUUUUUUUUAAUCACUGCAACUGGAACAGUUUCUGAUCUCAAAAGGCAAGCCUCUCUUCCCGUGUGAUCUUUAUAAUUUACACUCUUUUCCGUGAGCUUUCUUACCUCCCUUUUUUUAUAUCUCUCCAUAUCCUCUAUUAACACAUAUAUCCAUUAUAUUAGUAGUGGAAUUCUUUUUAUUUUUUUGCUUUAGUACUCGCACCCUCACACACACUCUCCCGAGAACCAGAAGUCGGUUGGGUGUUUAUAUAAUGAAGAAUUAUGGGGCUGUUUGAUCGAGGUGUUCAAAUGCUUUUAACCACCGUUGGUGCUUUCGCUGCCUUCAGUCUGAUGACCAUAGCUGUGGGAACCGACUAUUGGCUCUACUCCAGAGGGGUUUGCAAGACCAAAAGUGUCAGUGAGAAUGAAACCAGCAAAAAGAACGAGGAAGUUAUGACCCAUUCCGGAUUAUGGAGAACCUGCUGCCUGGAAGGGAACUUCAAAGGUCUCUGCAAGCAAAUCGAUCACUUCCCAGAGGAUGCAGAUUACGAAGCUGACACAGCAGAAUAUUUCCUCCGGGCUGUGAGGGCCUCGAGCAUCUUCCCGAUCCUGAGUGUGAUUCUGCUUUUCAUGGGGGGACUCUGCAUCGCAGCCAGCGAGUUCUACAAGACUCGACACAACAUCAUCCUGAGUGCCGGCAUCUUCUUUGUGUCUGCAGGUCUGAGUAACAUCAUUGGCAUCAUAGUGUACAUAUCUGCCAAUGCUGGAGACCCUUCCAAGAGCGACUCCAAAAAGAAUAGUUACUCAUACGGCUGGUCCUUCUAUUUCGGAGCCCUGUCCUUCAUCAUCGCCGAGAUGGUUGGGGUGCUGGCCGUGCACAUGUUUAUCGACCGGCACAAACAGCUGCGGGCCACGGCCCGCGCCACGGACUACCUCCAGGCCUCCGCCAUCACCCGCAUCCCCAGUUACCGCUACCGCUACCAGCGCCGCAGCCGCUCCAGCUCCCGCUCCACCGAGCCCUCACACUCCAGGGACGCCUCCCCCGUGGGCAUCAAGGGCUUCAACACCCUGCCGUCCACGGAGAUCUCCAUGUACACCCUCAGCAGGGACCCCCUGAAGGCCGCCACCACGCCCACCGCCACCUACAACUCCGACAGGGAUAACAGCUUCCUCCAAGUUCACAACUGUAUCCAGAAGGAGAACAAAGACUCUCUCCACUCCAACACAGCCAACCGCCGGACCACCCCCGUAUGAAGCUCACGCGGGCCUCGCCAGCGCCGCCGCCGCCUUGGUCCCGGGCA